AUGGCAGCUUCAUCCAUUCAACAAGUACUUGAAAUUCGAGAUGCAUCUAUUCCAAAGGAUAGUUUACUCGGAAAUGCACUUCCUGGUUCAUCUCUUCUUGAUGUAAGCAAUAUUCCACGUCAAUGUGGUCUAUUAUCAAAUGAUGAAAUAAAUAUUACUGAAAAUUAUACAGCUACUCAACUUGUUACUCUUAUGGCUUUAGGUCAAUUAACAGCUGAACAAGUCCUUAGAGCUUAUCUGAAACGAGCUGGUAUUGCUCAUCAAUUGACUAAUUGUGCUACAGAAUUUCUUGGUGAAGUAGCCAUCAAUCGAGCUAAAUAUUUGGAUGAAGAAUUUAAUAGACGAGGAGGACCUGUUGGUCCACUUCAUGGUUUACCGAUCUCUGUCAAAGAUUUAUUAAUUAUGCGUGGUCGAAGGAGUGUUGCAGGAUAUAUAAAAUGGAUUAAUAGAAUAGCUGAAGAUGAUGCUCUUAUCUUGAAAAUUCUCUAUGAAGCAGGUGCUAUCUUCUAUGUUCGUACUACUCAACCACAAAGUUUGAUGCAUCUAGAAUGUAGCAGUCCAAUCUAUGGUACUACAGUCAAUCCAUUUAAUCGAAGUUUAACUUGUGGUGGAAGUUCAGGUGGUGAAGGUGCUUUACUUGGCUUGAAAGGUAGUCCAAUGGGAAUUGGAACUGAUAUAGGUGGAAGUAUACGUUCUCCAGCUGCUAACAAUGGAGUUUAUGGAUUAAAACCAACUACUUUUCGAAUACCGAAGCAAGGUUUGGUGGGUGUACAAAUGGGAAGAGAAAGUAUUAUUACUACAAUUGGUCCACUUGCUCAAGCAAGAGAAGAUAUUAAUCUAUUUAUGAAAACAAUACUUGAUACUCAACCAUGGCUAAGAGAUCCAUCUCUUGUACCUAUUCCUUGGAGAUUAAUUACAUUGGAUUCGAAAAAUCUAACGGUGGCUGUCAUGUGGGAUGAUGGUGUUGUACAUCCUCAUCCACCUAUUACUCGAGCUAUUCAAGAAACUGUCGAAUAUUUGAAAAAAUCUGGAAUUCGAAUUAUUGAUUGGGAACCAAUUGAUCAUCAAAAAGGUUGGGAUUUGAUUAGUGCUUUAUAUUUUUGCAAUGGAGCUGAAACAGAACGAAAUAUGAUGACAGAAGUAAAUGAAGAACCUCUACCACUCACAGAAUGGAUUCUUAAUCAACCACAUGUGAAAAAAAGAAACUGGACUGAAAUGAAUGAAUUGAUUGUAGAAAGAGAAAAUUAUCGUAAUCGUUAUGCACAUAUAUGGAAUGAACGAGAAACUUCUCUAAAUUGUUCUAUUGAUUGUAUUCUGACACCUGUUGGUCCAUCUGCAGCUCCUAAACAUGGUACAGCCAAAUGGUGGGGUUAUACUUCUAUAUGGAAUCUUCUUGAUUAUCCAGCUGCUGUUUUUCCUGUUACAACUGUUGAUCUUGUCAAAGAUAAAGUAGAAAUUGAUUAUAAACCUCGAAAUACACUUGAUGAAGAAAAUUAUAAAUUGUAUACAUCAGCUCAAUCCUAUAUUAAUGCUCCUAUUUCAUUACAAGUUGUUUGUCGACGUUAUAAUGAUGAAAAAGUAAUGAAAUGUGUCGAAAUUAUUGAACGAGCAAUGGGCAGAGAAUAA
Molecule: messenger RNA, 1626 nt
Organism: Rotaria sordida
Lineage: Eukaryota; Metazoa; Rotifera; Eurotatoria; Philodinida; Philodinidae
Source: the annotation of a GenBank genome assembly